AUGCCCAUCUUCCAAGCCGAUCUCAGCUGUAGCAGCGACACUGUCCAUCACCCGUCUCAACCCGAACCUGGCCCCGAGACGACUCCAGAGGCCAUUACCAUACCGCAUGCCGCUUCCAAGAGCAGAAGGCUCUCCGAGGAGAGUUUGCGAACCGAGCUAUGCGAGGGCCCAGUCCUCGAAAGCCCCAGGGAGUCACCGUUCCACACACCUGCCGACGAUUCCACCGCCACAGCCAACAGGGCUGAGUUGAUUGAAAGGCUAAAGAGGGGACAAAGCCCGACAUGGAUCCCUAACCGCCAUGUACGACACUUCCUACCUACAGAUACAAGCAUCACAGCGUUCGUUAACCAGAAGCGUGAUCAGGUCAUUUUCCAGCAGGACAGACCAGUCAGCCCACCUACGAGACCGCCGAGAACGCCUUCAAGAUCCUCCAACCUACUCCCGGCGGCGAAGAUUACUCCAGAGAAGGACGAGAACUCCACGGCAGCAGAUGUCAACCUACGUAAUGGGCUGAGCAUCGAACGGCCAGGAUCGGCUCUCCACAGCGGCGACUUCACGCACGACACUUCGCCAGAGACGAAGCGAGAGGAUCGAGUGCAGAAGGCCCGAGUACAGUCAGAAAUCCCACCCCAAAAUGACUGGCUGGCUGCAUCUCCCCCAAGGGAUUAUACACCCUUCCAGUUCGAUGAGAGGAGGACUUUUCUACAGAGAGACACGCCCUUAUCCGCAACCUUCGCCACGUCCCCGGUAGUUCUGUCUCCGUCCUUCUCCUCUAGCUUUGCCUAUCAGCCGCCCACAAGUCCACUGGUGCAGUCCGAGAGCAAUGACGAGCUGGACCUUUCUGACCCCUUGGGAGGCAUCGACUUUGCGUCGGGCAGAUAUGCCUCGAGACGACACACUCUGUACUCCAACUUCUCAUCUCCCUAUGCUUCUCCAUCUCCCCGAGGGCCGUCUUCUUUUGCAGGAAGGAUGGCCUUCCAUCGCCGUGAAGGCUCACUACCAUACCAAGCACAUCAACCCCGAAGGUCGCUUACGUCUAGCUCGAGCUUCAAGCACUCGGCAACAUCACCUCCAACCCCAGCCAUGCUGCGACGCAUGUUUUUCGGCUCGGAUUCGUCCCCGAUCCAGCAGCAUGCGUCCAUGGUCGGGUCGUAUGAGGAGAGUAUUCUGCGCGGGCGCAUGUCUACGACACCCUCAAAACCGCUCGACUUCCUCGCCCAGAUCGGCGUUCUCGGCAUGGGCAAGUGCAAGCCUAGCUUAAAAUGCCCAGCUCAUGUGACGCUUCCAUUCCCUGCUGUGUAUUAUAGCUACAGCACCACGCCCCAUGGCCGCUCCAGCAGCGAAGACGGCCCCAGUCCCUAUGUUGGCCAGAUAGAUUUGGAAAACGGCCUGCCAAAUGUGUCUGACGAAUCUCGGUCGAGAAGAAAGGCCCACAGCAGGAUUGCUGAUCGUAAAUCAGUCGAAGGGGCCGGCGACUCCGUAACGGCGGGACAGGCCAUGGAUGUUGAAACCCGGCAAGUUCCAAGACCCAAACGCCGAUCAGCCUCCCCAAGAGCCCCCCCUGGGGGCAGUUACAGGAUCCCGGAAAAGGGCCAGAUCCAGAUUGUGAUAAAAAACCAGAACAAAACGGCGGUGAAGCUCUUCCUUGUCCCGUACGACUUGGAGGGCAUGGAACCGGGGACCAAGACGUUCAUCCGGCAGAGGAGUUACUCUGGAGGGCCCAUCAUAGACGGCGUUCCCAACCAUGGAGGCGCUGGCUCAGUGGAGAGACCAACCCUUCGGUACCUGGUGCAUCUGCAUAUUUGCUGUCCCGCCAAGGGCCGAUUCUACCUCUACAAGAGCAUUCGUCUCGUCUUUGCCAACCGCGUUCCCGACGGCAAGGAGAAAUUAAGAAAUGAAACCACAUGGCCAGAGCCGCGUUUCAGCCCCUACAAGCCAAUCAGAGUGAUGCACCCACCGCUCUCAACCUCCAGCGGGCCGGGAGCCAUGCUCGCCGCCGAAAAGGCAUUCAGGAGGCGGAGCUCAGGGUUCACCAUGGGGGCCCCGCCCCUAUCUCUCGACAUGGCGGAUGGCAUGUUCACCCGCUCCUCCAUGGGCGCCUCGUCAGGCCUCGGCAUCAGCAACGUCCUCCCCCUCGAGCCCAUCCCGCUCCGUCUCCCUGGGGGUGGGAGGGAUCGUCCCGGCAGCGAGGUCAGCGAGAGCGCGGCGGCCGAGUUCCGGUCGCCGCAGUCCUCCCAGGCCAGCCGCCCGUCCACCAAGGACUCGUCCGGCGCUGAUUCAUGGGGCGUGGCAUCGUCGCCCUACACGAAACUCAGCAAGGGCGACAUCGGCUACGGCGGGAACUUCUUCAGCCCGCCUGGGCCACGACCCGCAGGUGGCGGCUCCGAGAGUCUUCUUUCCCAACGCCUGCGGUCUCUGGGUGUCAAGCCCGGCGAGGCAGAGCUGCUGUUUGACCAUGAUGUGUAG
Messenger RNA from Clonostachys solani, 2466 nucleotides. The record is from the annotation of a GenBank genome assembly. Lineage: Eukaryota; Fungi; Ascomycota; Sordariomycetes; Hypocreales; Bionectriaceae.